Carlito syrichta (Philippine tarsier) is the source of this 3323-nucleotide messenger RNA. RefSeq names its product ZFP36 ring finger protein like 1 (gene ZFP36L1). Bases 462 to 1478 code for a protein of 338 amino acids. Gene Ontology annotation, molecular function: metal ion binding; mRNA binding. NCBI's taxonomy places the organism in Eukaryota, Metazoa, Chordata, Mammalia, Primates, Tarsiidae. The transcript has 2 exons. The record is from RefSeq and is a predicted model, not a curated record.
CCCGAGGCCCCGGGGAGGGCGCCCGAACGCGGAGCGGCCGACUAGAAACUUUUCCUCUUUAAGAAAAAAAAGUUGUGCGCGGCUCGGAGUGGGGUUUUUUUUCCGCCUUCUUUCCUCGUCUCCCCUCCCCCUUCUUCCUUUUGAAAGUUUCUUCUCCUCCCCCCGCCCUCCCCCCCGCCUGACCGCAUGGCUGAUUCAACCUCAGUGUCAAUCAACUUCUUUUUCCUCCUCUUCCUCAUUUAAAUAAGUUUAAAGCUCCUCCCCCCCACCCCCCGCUCCCGGCCCACCAAAUCUGAACUUUAUAAAUUGGGCUUUGCGCGCGGUAGCCCGGGAGAGUCAGGAAGGCGAGGGGCCGGCGCUGGCGUGUGGGAUCCGGACCCGAGAGCCCGAGGCUGCGCCUUCCCCGCACCGCGACCCUCGCGACCACCCGCCCCGCGCCCCCGCCCGCGCGAACGCCCGCGAUGACCACCACCCUCGUGUCCGCCACCAUCUUCGACCUGAGCGAAGUUUUAUGCAAGGGUAACAAGAUGCUCAAUUACAGUGCUCCUGGCACAGGGGGCUGCCUGCUGGACAGGAAGGCAGUGGGCACCCCCGCGGGUGGGGGCUUCCCUCGGAGGCACUCGGUCACCCUGCCCAGCUCCAAGUUCCACCAGAACCAGCUCCUCGGCAGCCUCAAGGGGGAGCCGGCCCCCGCCCUGAGCUCUCGCGACAGCCGCUUCCGGGACCGCUCCUUCUCGGAAGGGGGCGAGCGGCUGCUGCCCACCCAGAAGCAGCCCGGGAGCGGCCAGGUCAACUCCAGCCGCUACAAGACGGAGCUCUGCCGCCCCUUCGAGGAGAACGGCGCCUGCAAGUACGGGGACAAGUGCCAGUUCGCGCACGGCAUCCACGAGCUGCGCAGCCUGACCCGCCACCCCAAGUACAAGACGGAGCUGUGCCGCACCUUCCACACCAUCGGCUUCUGCCCCUAUGGGCCCCGCUGCCACUUCAUCCACAACGCCGAGGAGCGCCGCGCCCUGGCCGGGGCCCGGGACCUCUCCGCCGACCGCCCCCGCCUCCAGCACAGCUUCAGCUUCGCUGGGUUUCCCAGCGCCGCCGCCACCGCCGCCGCCGCCGGGCUGCUGGACAGCCCCACGUCCAUCACCCCACCCCCCAUCUUGAGCGCCGACGACCUCCUGGGCUCGCCCACUCUGCCCGAUGGCACCAAUAACCCUUUCGCCUUCUCCAGCCAGGAGCUGGCCAGCCUCUUUGCCCCUAGCAUGGGGCUGCCUGGGGGUGGCUCCCCCACCGCCUUCCUCUUCCGGCCCAUGUCCGAGUCCCCCCACAUGUUUGACUCUCCCCCCAGCCCCCAGGAUUCGCUCUCGGACCAGGAGGGCUACCUGAGCAGUUCUAGCAGCAGCCACAGUGGCUCCGACUCCCCCACCUUGGACAACUCCAGACGCCUGCCCAUUUUCAGCAGACUUUCCAUCUCAGACGACUAAGCCAGGGUAGGGAGGGACCCCUGCCUCUUCUGCCCCCCACCCCAACCCACAUCCCCUGCCCUCCCCUCCCCCUCCCUCCCUUCACCUCCCUCCCCUUCCCUUUCCUUCCCGUUCCCCUCCAGCCCUCCCUUAACAAAGUGAAGCUCAGCCCCUUUCCCUAGAACCUUGGAAUGCCCCCCAGCCCCUCCCCCCACCUAACAUAAGGACAAGCCCAUUCGGCAGUAGCUUCUGGCUUGAGACCCCCCUCCCUGGAUUCCAUAGCCCACUUACCACGCCUAACAGACAAGUCCCAUAUUUGUCAGUAGAUGCCUUUUCUCUGGCUUAAGCCUUAAGUGCCAAAUCACAAAAGAAAAAGCAGUAACCGUUUACAGAAGCAACUUAGUGCCUUGUAAUCUAACUUUGUCACUGUGACUACAUUACCUCUUCAGCGCCAGAGGGCACCCGUGGGCCUCACGGAGCCUCUGCCCAUGGGGUGGGGGGGAGACCCACAACCAGCAGCUCCCUCCACUGGCGACACAACUGCACCUUCCCUGUUUUGUCCCCGCACGCCUCUUCCUCCCCUCUUCCUGGUGUCACCCUGCCUCCCUUGGGAGAGUUGUUGCCAGACUUGGGUUUUUGGGGAAGCCUGUCUUGACAUUCAGAAACCUUGUUUCUUCCCAACCUGAACCCCUGUUGACUGAUCUUGCCUGGGUUUGUAUAGGUCUGCAGGAAGGAAGGCUGAGAAAGCGGAUGAAGAUUUUGUGACUUAAGUGGGACUUUGUGAUUUAAUUUUUUUUCUUUUUUUUUUAAGUGGGGAGGAAGGGGAAGCUAGAUGGACUAUGAGAGACUUGAUUUUGGUGCUAAAGUUCCCCAGUUCAUAUGUGACAUCUUUAAAAAAAACAACGGAAAAAAUGAGAGAAAAGCUUAAAAAAAUGUAAGGGGUGAGCAGUUAAUGGUAUUCAUUCCACAUACAAUAUCUGUGUAAAACAAUUUCCUGUAGGAGUAGCUUUAAUGGUUUUUGCUCUAGAAUACCGUAGGUCUAUCCUUAGAGCACUCACGCCAUGCUUUUUUCCCUGGGUUUUAAACUUCAUGUAACUUUCAGAAAUUGGAGAGCAAAAAUUUUGCUUGUCACUGCACAUCAAUAUAAAAAAGCUUAUUUAACUUAUCAAAACGUAUUUAUUGCCAAACUAUGCUUUUUUUUGUUAAUUUUGUUCAUAUUUAUCGGGAUGACAAAUCCAUAGAAUAUAUUCUUUUAUGUUAAAUUAUGAUCUUCAUAUUAAUCUUAAAAUUUUGUGACGUGUCUUUUUCCUUUUUUCCACAGUUUUAAUAUAUUAUUCUUCAACGACAUUUUUUGUAACUUUACACUUUUUUUGGUUAUUUUAUUUUAAAAAAAUGAAAAAUUAAUUUAAAAAAAUGCAAAAAACUGUUGGAUUAUUUAUUUUAGAAAUUCCCCCUUUGUGUUGGACUGCAAAUUGAGUUUCUUUCUCCUUAGGCCUUUCACAGCUAGGACUGAGAAUGUAUGUAAAAGUUCUGUGGCAGAACAGAAGGAAGACAGCUUUUUAUGUAUAGCUUCUAAAAGGGAAAAACAAAAGAGAGAGACCCUUUGACUUCCACGCGCCCAUCUCAAGACAUUCCGCCGGCAGAUUCGAGGCUCUGGACUCCCAAGUGUGGAGUUUUCCAAUGUUAAUGUAAACAGAACUGGCACACACACCUUAAGAUGAAUGUAAUUAUGAUUCCUCUUGCUGGUCACUACCGUCGCUUUCUAUUUCUCUUUCUUUGUGUGAAUUUAUUUAAAAGAAAAAAAAACUUUUUGUAACGACUAUUUGCAGUUUAAAAAUCAAUAAACCCCAUUUUUUUUUCAAGAAA